AUGGUGACGAAGAGUAAGAGGAUAAAGCCCCUCCCAUGUGGGUCUGCGAUUCUCCCUGUCUAUGACAAUGGAUCUGUCUUAAGCCCAGAAUUGCUCGAUCUCACGAAAGACAACCUCGCUGACAAGUUUGCAGAUGGUGUUUCUAUGGCUGCUUCGCUAUCCUUCACUCUCUCUUACCCAACUCUUGCAGCUGCGCUUCACAUGUUCGUCAAUGCCUACAAGAACGUCCUUGCUGUUGCUGUUAUCUCUGUUGUAUCUAUUGAGAAUGCUACUGUUCUUGCCUCUAAGAAAAAAGGGAAAAAGGACGAGCCUGUCGGCGAGUCAGACGAUGACUUGGGCUUUAGUUUGUUUGACUAA
This is a messenger RNA of Asparagus officinalis (garden asparagus), 357 nucleotides long. RefSeq names its product 60S acidic ribosomal protein P0-like. The transcript has 2 exons. Gene Ontology annotation, biological process: cytoplasmic translation; ribosomal large subunit assembly. The record is from RefSeq and is a predicted model, not a curated record. Gene Ontology annotation, cellular component: cytosolic large ribosomal subunit. The coding region runs from base 1 to 357 and encodes 118 amino acids. Gene Ontology annotation, molecular function: large ribosomal subunit rRNA binding; structural constituent of ribosome. Lineage: Eukaryota; Viridiplantae; Streptophyta; Magnoliopsida; Asparagales; Asparagaceae.